CUCUUUUUUCUGUAAAACCCUAAUUUCCGACAAAUUUGAAGUUUUUUUUAGCAGAUUCAAUUCCUAAGAAUCAGUGCGAGAAUUAGCUUUGAUGGAUUCUGGAGAUGAUAGUGAUAUCCCAAUUGAGCCCAAAAAGGGGAAAUCUAAGACUCCCAGAAAAACUAAAGAAAGCGUUCUCAAGCAAAAAUCACCAGCAGAAUUUUUUGCGGAGAACAAAAAUAUUGCAGGAUUUGACAAUCCUGGGAAGUCCCUUUAUACUACUGUGAGAGAGUUGGUUGAAAAUGCUCUUGAUUCUUCAGAGUCUAUAUCAGAGCUUCCUGUUGUGGAAGUUACAAUAGAAGAGAUAGGGAAGAGUAAGUUUAAUUCUAUGAUUGGUCUCAUUGACCGGGAGCGAGUUGAUCAGGAAUUAUAUGAUGAUUACGAGACAGCUAAAGCUCGUGAGAAACGGCUGGCAAAGGAAGCCCGUGAUCUGGAAAUCCAUGCAAAAAAUGCAGCUUUGGGGAAGAAAGUUAAAGAGACUGCUGCAAAAGCUAGCAAAGGCCGUGGUGAAGCCUCUUUUUUCAGGGUGAUAUGUAAGGACAAUGGAAAAGGAAUGUCGCAUGAUGACAUACCUAAUAUGUUUGGGAGAGUUUUAUCUGGAACGAAAUAUGGACUGAAACAAACACGUGGGAAAUUCGGAUUAGGGGCUAAGAUGGCUUUGAUUUGGUCCAAGAUGAGCACUGGACUACCUAUAGAAAUAUCAUCUGCAAUGAAAGGCCAUAAUUAUGUAUCAUUCUGCAGGCUGGAUAUUGACAUUCAUCGGAAUAUUCCACACAUUCAUUUACAUGAAAAACGUGAAAAUAAGGACCGCUGGCACGGAGCUGAAAUUCAAGUUGUCAUUGAGGGAAAUUGGACUACCUACCGGUCUAAGAUAUUGCAUUAUAUGCGUCAGAUGGCUGUCAUCACCCCUUAUGCUCAAUUUGUCUUCAAAUAUAUCUCAGAAACACCUGAUAAAAAUGUGACCAUAGGAUUUGCACGAAGAACUGAUGUAAUGCCUCCUGUACCCAUGGAAACUAAGUAUCAUCCAUCUGCUGUCGAUCUGUUACUCAUUAAGCGGCUUAUUGGUGAAACUUCAAAGCAGAAUUUGCUACAGUUUCUUCAACAUGAUUUCGUGAAUAUAGGAAAACCUCAUGCUCAGCGUCUGAUUGGUGAAAUGGGCCCAGAAUUUAGCCCUAAAAUGGCUGUAAAAUCACUUACCUCGCAGCAGCUCGUUCGCAUACAUCAAUUGUUUCGUCAGGCUAAAUUUGGUGAUCCUAGUGGAGAUUGCCUCAGCCCUGCAGGAGAGUACAAUCUUCGUUUAGGAAUAAUAAAAGAGUUGCAUCCCGACAUGGUUGCUACUUACUCUGGCAGUGCUCAAGUAUUUGAAGGCCACCCUUUUCUUGUGGAAGCUGGAGUCAGUGUUGGUGGCAAAGAUGUUAAACAAGGUUUAAACAUCUUCCGGUUUGCCAACAGAAUUCCACUUCUCUUCGAGCAAGGUGCUGAUGUUGUUACAAGGACGGCUAUAAAGAGGAUCAAUUGGGGCAGUUACAAAAUUAACCAGAAUCAGGACAAGAUCGGAGUUUUUGUCAGCAUUGUUAGCACAAAAAUCCCAUUUAAAGGGACUGGUAAGGAAUACAUUGGUGAUGACAUAAGUGAGAUAGCUUCGGCGGUCAAGUAUGCUAUUCAGCAAUGUUGUAUCCAGUUGAAGUCCAAGAUAGUGAAGAGAAUUCAGGCCAGGGAGCAGCAGGAAAGAAAGAGAAAUAUGAGCAAAUACAUUCCAGAUGCUGCAAAUGCCAUCUAUGAUGUGCUUAAAGAGGCGGCACAAUUGCAUGCAUCAAAAAAGAGAAAAUAUGAAGGCGAGGAUGCAGAAAUACUGAGAAAGGUGUCAACUCGUGCUUUAACAACAGAGACACUUAAAGAGAAACUCGCUAGACAUGUUGAGCAGGUCGAUUAUGAAAUGGCUCUUGAAUACGCUACACAGGCUGGAGUUAGCGAUGAACCUAGAGAAGCUUUUCAUGUACAGUCACUAGAAUCAGAAAACAACUUCAUUGACCUGCAUAGUCCUGUUUUUGUUUUCAGACUUUUCCAGUAGGAUCAGGUAUAAGCUCAUACUGUAUUUCUGUUAUAAAAUAUAUUCACAUUUAGGGAGUUGUAAUUUUUUUUUUCUUUAUUUAUUUGUAAUUUUCGGUUGAAAAUAUGCUAAUAAAAAUUUGAGUUGAGUGAAAGUGGUUACUCCCGAACUAACUGUAUUCUUUUAUAGUCUCUAAGAUUGUAUAGGCGUUUUGUUAUUUUUUCACCUUCCAAUAUGUAAUGGAAGCUUUGAGACUGGAUGUAAAAGUUACACCAAAUGCUAGGUGUAAAAGUACACAGAAUGAUAUAGAUAGAACAAUUUCAUUGUU
This is a messenger RNA of Chenopodium quinoa (quinoa), 2417 nucleotides long. Its product is annotated as DNA topoisomerase 6 subunit B-like. Gene Ontology annotation, molecular function: DNA topoisomerase type II (double strand cut, ATP-hydrolyzing) activity; DNA binding; ATP binding. Lineage: Eukaryota; Viridiplantae; Streptophyta; Magnoliopsida; Caryophyllales; Amaranthaceae. Bases 92 to 2110 code for a protein of 672 amino acids. Gene Ontology annotation, cellular component: cytosol; small ribosomal subunit. The record is from RefSeq and is a predicted model, not a curated record. The transcript is spliced from 19 exons. Gene Ontology annotation, biological process: DNA topological change.